AUGGUCUUGCUGGUACUCAGAUUAUGCAGCACAGCACAGCAGCACCAUCAGUUAGAAUCUGCAAACAAGUCGGAAGGGCACCCAGAGGAAGAACCGGAGGGUAUUUUGCGUCACUGGCCCAGGUUGCCUAGCACUGCUGAGACCGUGGAGAGGAGGCACCAGCUCAGGAGCUUGUCAGAUUUUUCUGCCUGUGUGUCCUGUUUGAGAACCACACAUUACUGAGAACGUAGCAGAGGAGUAGCCAAGGUGAUGGCAGCUGAGGCAAAGAUGAUUGAGCUGCCCUUCAUCUGCGAUGAACAGCUCACCUGGCGCAUGAGGCUACGAUUCCAGAGCCUGCAACAAAAAAACAUGAGGCCCCAGGAUGGUGAGAAGCUGCUGCAUCCCAAUGAACACAUCUACCGAGUGGAUUUCAUCCAGCAGCACAAAUUGCGCUUCCUCCGCUGGGACAUCCAGCUGGAGAGACCUGGAAAGGUCACAGUGACCGGCACCUCCCAACACUGGACUCCUGAUCUCACCCACCUUAUGAACCGGCAGCUGCUGGAGCCAGUAGGAAUCUUCUGGAAGAAGCCAGGGGCCAAGGAGGUAGAGUGCAAUGAGGCAGAUGCCCAGGAAUUUGGGGAACGAAUAGCAGAAUUAGCCCAGAUCCGCAAAGUGAUGUAUUUCCUCCUCGCUUUCACCGAUGAUCUCGAACCAGCUCAGCUGAAGGGCUCCAUUGUUUUUAAAGCCUGA
Molecule: messenger RNA, 729 nt
Organism: Pipra filicauda (Wire-tailed manakin)
Lineage: Eukaryota; Metazoa; Chordata; Aves; Passeriformes; Pipridae
Gene: OMP
Product: olfactory marker protein
Biological process (GO): sensory perception of smell; signal transduction
Cellular component (GO): nucleus; axon; cytosol
Source: RefSeq, a predicted model, not a curated record